Glycine soja is the source of this 675-nucleotide messenger RNA. Its product is annotated as serine/threonine-protein phosphatase 7 long form homolog. NCBI's taxonomy places the organism in Eukaryota, Viridiplantae, Streptophyta, Magnoliopsida, Fabales, Fabaceae. The transcript is spliced from 2 exons. The record is from RefSeq and is a predicted model, not a curated record. The coding region runs from base 1 to 675 and encodes 224 amino acids.
AUGCCGUCGUACAGGGAGCGCUUGGACCGACUCCGGAUUUCGGAUGUCUGUUGGAUCCCUUAUGGGGAGCAUCGGGAGGUCCGGGACUUCCACGUCAGAUCAUGCUAUUCCGGUCUCUUGCGCUGGGGGCCUGUUGCUGUUUAUUACCGACCGGAGAGGGUCGUGCGGCAGUUUGGUUACACGCAGACCAUUCCUGCUCCUCCUGUCGAUUCAUGGGUCUUGUAUGAUGGUAUACACGACAGGUGGAUGCACUACGAGUAUCAUAUCGUACCUGCAGGUAAGGUGUGCAUUGUGCCAGGGGCAUGUUCCAGUGACUACAUCGACUGGUUCCUCCGCAUCUCCCAUCCUUUCGUGACACCAGGCCACGCAUUAGAUCCUCUGCCUCAUGGUCACACCCCGCAACCCCGAGUCGUCCCUCAGGUCCCGCAGACGGAUAUCCCUCGCGUGUCGGAGCUAGGAGCAUCGUCAACAUCUGCGAAGGAGCCCAGACAUGCACUGGAAGUUUGUGAUGACAUUGCUGAGAGGUUGGAGCGCCAUCUGAGUUUAGGGGUGGUCACGCCUGGCUCAUCGACACAUGAGGUGAUUGAAGAAUGCCUCAGAUUGGCCAGGAGUGUGACACAAGACCAUCUAGUAUACGUUAGAUGUAGACGCAGGUGGCGCACUGAUCAGGCGUAG